This is a messenger RNA of Rhagoletis pomonella (apple maggot), 693 nucleotides long. RefSeq lists its product as uncharacterized. Bases 192 to 605 code for a protein of 137 amino acids. Lineage: Eukaryota; Metazoa; Arthropoda; Insecta; Diptera; Tephritidae. The record is from RefSeq and is a predicted model, not a curated record. The transcript is spliced from 3 exons.
AUUGGACUACUUUGGUGCCGAAAAAUUGGAGCAAGCCUAUUGUUGUCCGAAGCCCAGAUUAUCUAAAAGCUCUUGAAGAACUAUUUGCAAAAUAUUCAUCACGCGUCGCUCACAACUCAAUUAUUGUACUGUUUACGCUUGCAAUAUUACCACAAGACUAUCCAAAUCCAACGGUAUGCACGCGGGCUACAAUGUGGGCGCUACCUGAUAUAACAUCAGUACUUUUUAUUGCUCAUCAUUCAAAGAACGAUCUGGAAAAAAUUAAAAAAAGGACAGAUCUUAUUUUUAAGUCACUUAAAGCUUACUUGAAGCGAGCACCAUCACUUAAAGGAGCUGCUUUAGUUAAACUUUCAUCACUGCGAAUUCAAUCAGAACUUUGGAGAGGUUUCACGAAUAUUACAACUGCAGCAAAGCGUCUAGAGUCUAUGGAUAUAACAUCUGACAAUUGGUUCGAAAAUAUGUUGAAAAUAUUUGGGAGGAAUAGAGUGGACCCUGAAUUUAUGAGUAUGGACGCAAAUUCACACGAUGCAAUCUACCGCACAGAAUUUGUAUUAAGUCCGAUCACUGCUCUAGUGGCUGUUUUGAGGCGUUUGAAAGGCUUUUAAGGUGUUUUUGGACGCUGGGAGUGCCGUAUUUUUGGGUAGCGGUCGCCCCUCGGCAGGCAAUGGCAAACCCCAGAGUGAAUUUCUGCCA